AUAAUGGUGUUGGAAGUGUUGAUGAAACCAAAGCUUGAAGCCUAAUUAAACUCUCCCUUUUCCACCGUCUGCAUAUACUACUUUGCACAUUAUUUCAGGAUCAAACAAACACUGCAUAACCUUUGUUUUCCAUUCAAAACUUCAUUCACUUGAGUAAUAUGUCUGCUGGAACAUUUUCAGCUCAGGUUGCUGGGGCUGCCUUUGUUGGCUUGAAGUCCAACUCAUCAAGUCUUUGCCAAAGUACAGCAUCUAUAACAUGGAAAAGGAAGAUUUCUUCCAACUGUUCUAAGACUUACUGCAUGAAGACAUGGAAUCCCAUCAACAACAAGAAGUUCGAAACACUGUCCUAUCUGCCACCUCUUUCAGAUGAAUCCAUUGCAAAGGAGGUUGACUACAUGAUCAAAAAGGGAUGGAUCCCUUGCCUUGAAUUUGAUGAGUUGGGGCAUAUUCGUAGGGAAAACAGGCAUAUGCCAGGGUACUAUGAUGGGAGGUAUUGGACAUUGUGGAAGCUUCCAAUGUUUGGUUGCAGUGACUCUAGUGAAGUUCUGAAGGAGAUCCAUGAAUGCAGAAAGGCAUAUCCAAAUGCAUAUAUACGUUGCUUAGCAUUUGACAACAAGCGUCACAUGCAGUCUAUGGCUUUUAUCAUACACAAACCUUCUACCACUUGACCCAUUUUUCUUCUCUUUCUCUUUCUCUUUCUCUCUUAAAUGUAAUAUCAACUUUAUAAGUUUGCUCAUCAGACAAAUUUGUCAAAUCUGGUUUGAAUCUUAAGUUAUAAUUUACCAUGCAUUUAGUGUAAUUAAAUAGCAUCGUGGUGUACUUUUAGUUGCGUACUUGAAAUUGAAGGUGUGAUGCUCAAGAAAGGCAGUGUAUUUCUUAUCAACAUGUUUUGGUUUGAAUUAAAUUGA
Molecule: messenger RNA, 908 nt
Organism: Vigna radiata var. radiata (mung bean)
Lineage: Eukaryota; Viridiplantae; Streptophyta; Magnoliopsida; Fabales; Fabaceae
Product: ribulose bisphosphate carboxylase small chain clone 512
Exons: 3
Coding region: 159-668 (169 amino acids)
Source: RefSeq, a predicted model, not a curated record